GUUGCGGGAAGUUCGUACAAUAUGGCAUACCAAAUUAAUUUGACAUCGACCUAGUGAACAAACGGGGUCAAGUAUUGUCAUGACUUUCACAGCACAUUCGUGAGGUUGGAUCAUGGAUAUUUUUAAGACACAGGACGAGGAAUCUGCGGGCCCAGACGAAGAGAAUUCUGAAACUGACGAAAGUACAGUCUUCAGCAGUGUUCUAAGUUGUCUUAACUCCUUUCUGGCGAUGGAGGAGGGGACAGAGGAGGAUAGCUGCAGCAUUUACCCAGCGAUUCCCCUUGGAAAUGACAUCCGAGUUCGGGUGCAGCAGUUUAUGGAGGAGCAGAUGCAGACCAGUAUGUGGACUGGUGCUUUGAUCGGUGCAGGCGUUGUCAUCUCUGUCAUUGGAAUCAUGUUUUUACUGUACAGAAGACGAAAGGCCCGGGAAGAGGAGGCCGGAGUGCCCCAUUAUCGCUUCAGGAAAAGAGAUAAAGUGAUGUUCUAUGGUCGUAAAAUCAUGAGACAGGUGCAAACUCUCUCCUCUCCGCCCCCCACCAAUGGCCCAGUCCGGCAGCGCACUCGCAAGAGAACCAAAGUCCUCUCAAUUGCUCGCAAGAUCCUGCGUAUCCGCAGUGCGCCCCCAACCCUGGAGCCCAAGGAGCCCCCUCCCGCCGUGCUGGAGGCCGACCUGACCGAGUUCGACGUGCAGAACUCUCACCUGCCCUCCGAGGUGCUCUACAUGCUCAAGAACGUCAGGCUCCUGGGCCACUUUGAGAAGCCUCUGUUCCUGGAGCUGUGUCGCCACAUGGUGUCGUUGGAGCUCCAGGAAGGCGAGAUCCUGUUCCGGCCGGGCGACAUGGACGACAGCAUCUUCGUGGUGCAGAGCGGACGCCUGGAGCUGCUCAUCCACGAGUCAGAUGGCACGGACUCCGUGGUGAAGUUGGUCAUGCAGGGAGACAGUGUUCACAGUCUGCUCAGUAUCCUGGAUGUCAUCACUGGCUACCCGGCCCCGUAUAAGACAGUGACGGCCAGAGCAGCUGCCCCCUCCAGCAUCCUACGCCUGCCAGCCGCAGCCUUCACCGCCGUCUUUGAGAAGUACCCAGAGACUCUGGUCCGCGUCGUACAGAUCAUCAUGGUGCGUCUGCAGAGAGUGACGUUCCUGGCUCUCCACAACUACCUGGGACUCACCACUGAACUCUUCAACCCAGAGAGCCAGGCGGUGCCUCUGGAGUGUGUAGCCAGUGUGCUGGGGGAAGCCCUGCAGGCCAAGCGCCGCCACUCCCAGACCCCCAGCAUGGACGACGUGGCCCUCAGAGAGAGGACGCCCACACAGACAUCCGAGUCCUCGCACAGUGACACUACUGCCACAGAGAGCGGCAAACCUUUACCCUCCUCGCCCUCAGACAGCCCGUCCUCAAUGUUCAGGAAGUCUCGCUCCCUCUCCUACUCCACUCCUUCAGAGAUGUCCCAAGGUGUGACAGGACCUGAGAUCAACAAAGCGCUUGAAAAGCCAAUAUUGAUAAAAGAGGACUCUUCCUCCAGUUCAAUGGCUCACAAGCCCAUCCUGAAGAAGAGUGUGACGAUGCAGUCGUCCCCGUCGGCUGUCUUCACCUACUACUCCUCCUCCAGCCACAGCUACGGCAGCGGCCACGUGCAUCACAGCAGCAAGGUCAACGCCAUCUUCCAGGCCGCCAAGAAGGACCUGCUCAAGGUGCUGCAGCUCCAGGACGACAACUUGAUGGAAGGGAAGGUCUCCCUCCGGCAGGUCAAAGCAGGCACUCAGCUGGCCACCCAGGGAGAUCAGGACGUCAGUGUUCUCUUCAUCAUCUCGGGCCUGCUGCACGUGUCCCAGCGCAUGAUCGACCGUGAGGACGAGGGGCUGCUGUUCGUGGCUCACCCCGGGGAGAUGGUGGGCCACCUGGCCGUGCUCACUGGGGAGCCGCUCAUCUUCUCCGUCAAGGCCAUACGGGACUGCAGCUUCCUCUCUAUCUCCAAGGCAGACUUCUACGAGAUCAUGCGUGCGGAGCCGCGUAUGGUGUUGAACGUGGCCCACACGGUGGUGCGCAGAGUGUCCCCCUUCGUCAGGCAGAUCGACUUCGCUCUGGACUGGAUGGCCCUGGAGGCCGGCAGGGCUGUCUACAGGCAAGGUGAUGAGUCAGACAGCACGUUUAUUGUGCUGAGUGGGCGUCUGCGCUCCGUCAUCCUGAAGGAUGAUGGGAAAAAGGAGCUGGCUGGGGAGUAUGGCCGCGGUGACCUCAUUGGAGUGGUGGAGGCGCUGACACACCAGAAGCGGGCGACCACGGUGCAUGCCGUCAGGGACUCGGAGCUGGCCAAACUACCCGAAGGGGCGCUGAGCUCAAUCAAGAGGACCUAUCCACAGGUGGUGACUCGUCUGAUUCACCUGCUGGGCCAGAAGAUCCUGGGGAACAUGCAGCAGGGCAACAGCGCCCUAGGUACUGGACUGGGCCUGCAGACCUCAGGUGGGAAGUGGGAUGUGGGGAACCCCGCCUCCAACCUGUCCACUGUGGCCAUCCUGUCCGCCUCCAGUGACGUGCCUCUCACCGCCUUCACCCUGGAGCUCCAGCACGCCCUGACUGCCAUAGGUCCCACUCUGCUCCUCACCAGUGAUAUCAUCCGACAGCACCUGGGAGCUGCAGCCCUGGACAGUGUGCACGAGUACCGCCUGUGCAGCUGGCUGGGUCAGCAGGAGGAUAUCCACCGCAUCGUGCUGUACCAGACGGACGACAGCCUGACGCCCUGGACACAGCGCUGCCUCAGGCAGGCCGACAGCAUCAUCAUAGUGGGCCUGGGGGAAGGGGAACCCACCGUGGGAGAGCUGGAGCGCAUGUUGGAGGGCAGUGCGGUGCGUGCCCAGAAGCAGCUGGUCUUGCUGCACCGCGAGGACGGCCCCGCCCCCCGACGCACCGUCGAGUGGCUCAACAUGCGCAGCUGGAUCUCCCGCCACCAACACCUGGUCUGCCCACGCCGCGUCUUCUCCAAGCGCAGCCUGCCCAAACUGCAAGAGAUGUACCAGAGGGUGUUCCAGAAGCCUGCGGACCGCCACUCCGACUUCUCGCGGCUGGCCAGGGUUCUGACGGGCAACGCUGUCGCCUUGGUGCUGGGAGGCGGAGGUGCCAGGGGCUGCUCCCAGGUGGGCAUCAUCAAGGCCAUGAUCGAGGCGGGCAUUCCCGUGGACCUGGUGGGGGGCACCUCCAUCGGCUCCUUCAUGGGUGCGCUCUACGCAGAGGAGAGGAGCACCAGCCGCAUGAAGGCCCGCGCCAGAGAAUGGGCCAUGGAAAUGACAUCGAUGUUCGCCAAGAUUCUGGACCUGACGUACCCGGUGACCUCCAUGUUCUCUGGAGCCUCCUUCAACAACAGCAUCAGCUCCGUCUUCAAAGGCAAACAGAUUGAGGAUAUGUGGCUGCCAUACUUCAACAUCACCACCGACAUCACAGCCUCCUCCAUGCGCGUUCACACUUAUGGUUCUCUCUGGAGGUACGUGCGUGCCAGCAUGUCUCUCUCUGGAUACCUGCCACCCCUCUGCGACCCCAAAGAUGGCCACUUGCUCAUGGACGGAGGCUACAUCAACAACCUGCCAGCUGACGUAGCGCGCUCCAUGGGGGCCAAGGUGGUGAUCGCCAUCGACGUGGGCAGCAGGGACGAGAGGGACCUGACCAACUACGGUGACUACCUGUCCGGAUGGUGGCUCCUGUGGAACCGCCUCAACCCCUUCUCACACGGCGUGCGGGUGUUGAACAUGGCGGAGAUCCAGACUCGCCUGGCGUAUGUGUGCUGCGUGCGGCAGCUGGAGCUGGUGAAGACCAGCGAGUACUGCGAGUACAUCCGACCGCCCAUCGACCGCUAUGGCACGCUGGAGUUCGGCAAGUUCGACGAGAUCGCGGACGUGGGUUACCAGCACGGUAAGACUCUGUUCAGUGUGUGGCUGCGUAGCGGCGUGGUGGAGAAGAUGCUGAAGGACUGGCACCAGGAGGAGUUCCACAAGACCAAGAACAGCAAGGCGCACACCUGUCCCAACGCCUCCUUUACCGAUCUGGCGGAGAUCGUUUCCCGGAUAGAGCCAGCCAGCAAGGCGUCUGGCCUAGAUGACGAGUGUGAGUACCAGACGGACUAUGAUUCGGAGUACCAGACGGAGGACGCCAUGCUGUCCGACUUCGACUUCAGCGAGCACACGGAGGACGAGACGGCCGACACCGGAGACACGGAUGAUGAUGUGGGGGUGCGGAUCCGGCAUCGAAAGCUUGCAGAUAGCACUUCCUCCUCUUCCUUCUUAUGAGAAAAGCGGCGAUGAAAGAUGAGCAGCGAUGAACAACCUGGAUCAAGACGUU
This is a messenger RNA of Engraulis encrasicolus (European anchovy), 4328 nucleotides long. It is a transcript of the gene pnpla7b, whose product is annotated as patatin-like phospholipase domain containing 7b. The transcript is spliced from 36 exons. Gene Ontology annotation, molecular function: phosphatidylcholine lysophospholipase A1 activity. NCBI's taxonomy places the organism in Eukaryota, Metazoa, Chordata, Actinopteri, Clupeiformes, Engraulidae. The record is from RefSeq and is a predicted model, not a curated record. Gene Ontology annotation, cellular component: endoplasmic reticulum. Gene Ontology annotation, biological process: lipid metabolic process. Bases 113 to 4276 code for a protein of 1387 amino acids.